Molecule: messenger RNA, 1327 nt
Organism: Eucalyptus grandis
Lineage: Eukaryota; Viridiplantae; Streptophyta; Magnoliopsida; Myrtales; Myrtaceae
Product: deSI-like protein At4g17486
Exons: 5
Coding region: 385-1056 (223 amino acids)
Biological process (GO): protein deubiquitination
Molecular function (GO): deubiquitinase activity
Source: RefSeq, a predicted model, not a curated record
CGAAAUGGCACUUUUAAGGUGCAGACGCGCAGAAGAAACAGAGGAGUGGUGAAUGCCUUUGAAUUCCCUUCUCGGCCGCCUCCGAUUUCCUCCUCACUCUCUUGAUCUCACAAAUUCCUGAUUUCCUCCCAAAUUAAUCGCCAAUUCGACCGAUAUCAUCUUCCCCCUUUUCUUCCCUUGUUUGGAUAUUUAUCAUCUUCAACUUUACGCUCUCUAGUUCUCCUUUUGUGAGUUGCAAAGCCUCUGUCUCUCUCUCUCUCUCUGGGUGCCAAGGUUUCAAAUUUAGCGAGUCUCUUUUGAGAGGUUUCUACUUUGGCUUGUGAGAUGUGGAGCUGGUGGUAGCGUGACUCUAAUUGGAGAAUUAGAGUGGAAGGAUAGAAUAUAAUGAGGUUGGUUCGAUCGGGCUCGAGCUCGAGCUCAGGCUCGAGCCUGGUGAAGGAGGAAGGACGCGAUCGUGCUGAUUUGUUUCUCAAUGUCUAUGAUCUCACUCCAAUUAACAACUAUCUUUACUGGUUUGGGCUCGGGAUUUUCCAUUCGGGUAUUGAAGCCCAUGGCUUAGAAUACGCAUUUGGAGCUCAUGAAUAUCCUUCAAGUGGGGUUUUCGAGGUGGAACCAAAAGGUUGCCCUGGCUUUAUCUUCAGAAGAUCACUGCUAUUGGGGAGUACCAACAUGUCUCGUUCAGAAUUUCAAUCAUUUAUGGAGCACCUCUGCAAAAAAUAUCAUGGAGACACUUAUCAUUUGAUUGCAAAGAAUUGCAAUCAUUUCACUGAUGAAGUGUGCAAAGAAUUGACUGGAAAGUCAAUUCCUGGAUGGGUAAAUAGACUGGCCCGGUUAGGUUCUUUCUUCAACUGCCUACUUCCACAAAGCAUACAGGUUGCGGCAGUUCGACAUCUGCCUGACCAUUCAACAUAUUCUGAUGAUGCCUUGGACUCGCCUCCUUCGUCUGUAACAGCGAACAGUGAAGAGGAUGAGCUAGAUCACUUGCUGACCUUGCCCGAUGGAGAUUUUGCAUUUCUGAAGGAAAAACCAGUGAGACUGGCCAAGGAUCUCCUUUAAAGUCUAAAAAUCCAUUGCACUGGCAUUUGAAUUGUAGCCAUUGGUGAACGGCAAAUGAUUUCCUGAUCCAAUCUGUUGUAAAUCGCCUCUGUCCCCGUAGGAGUACCCAAUACUAGUUGAUAGAUGUAGAUUCAUUGUACGUAAGUGUAUAACUUUGCUCCUGUUAUUACAGGUAAUAACCGGUUAGAGUGCCUUGGCAGUUGGCGUUCUUUCCAGUUUAGCACCUUAUGAAUUUACACUAAUUCUAUAUGAGGAUAAGCGGUUCCGAGGA